UGGUCGGAUUUAUUUUCCUGUAACACAUUCGUCAUGGCUGUCAGACGUCUUCACGUUUACUGAGCAUAGUCUCUUUUCUCUUCUAGCUCUCGUUGCGUUUCGGGUGUGUCUCCAUGUUGACGUGGGCGUAUUCUCCUUCGUUGGCGACCCCGCAAAUGUAACGUGAUGUCGGAUAAGCGUCAGCGGGCCAGAGUCCAGGGCUCCUGGGCCAAACCACUGCCCAAACCACCGCGACCCACAGGUUCAGUCUCAAACAACCAACAAACCGGACAAGUUAACCCAGACCCUAAUUCAUGGGGAAGUGGGCCACAGAAGACCCCAAAGACGUUUGAGUUCCAUCAGCCCACCAAGCGAGUUAGAGAUGUUCCAGCGGUGAAAGUGAUAGAACAGGCAGGUAUUCACGAGAUCAGCCAUGGACCAUCGGGAGUGUCCAGACUACGAUUGCUUCCCGGGUUUCUGCCCCCAGAAGAGGCUGACUGGAUGUUCAGUAAGCUGUUAGCUGAGCUUCCCUGGUCCCAGAAGACCAACUACAGACAAGGUGCUGCGUACGAGGAGCCCAGGCUGACCUGCUGGUUCGGAGAGCUGCCGUACACGUACGCGCGCUCCACCCUGGCUGCAAACACACAGUGGCAUCCGGCGCUGUCGGCGCUGCGCGGGGCGGUGGAGCAGGCGAGCGGCUGCGGCUUCAACUCGCUGCUGUGCAACCUGUACCGCGACGGCCACGACAGCAUCGGCUGGCACAGCGACGACGAGGCCUCCCUCGGCCGCCGGCCCACCAUCGCCUCCCUCAGCCUGGGCGACACCAGGGUGUUCGGCGUCCGGAAGCAGCCCCCCCCGGAGGAGAAUGGCGACUACACUUAUGUGGAGCAGAUUCGGGUUCCUCUCGGUCACGGCACCCUUUUGGUGAUGGACGGAGCCGUGCAGGACGACUGGCAGCAUCAAGUGGCGAAAGAGUACCACGACCGAGGCCCACGCAUCAACCUGACCUUCAGAACCAUGCACCCCGAGCCGGAAGGCCACAGGCCGGGUACCAGGCUGCGAUUCACAUCCAACCAAUCAUAAGAAGGCUUUGAAGGCUUGAUAUCAUUUCAGCAUUUCUGCAUAUUUAUAUUUUAUUUAUUUUUGUUACAGUCUUUGGUUGGUGUGUCUGGCUUUGACUUAAAGAGAAGUCAUGAGUGCCUUAAUGAAACACAGUGUCCCUUUGACCAUAAGGAGUCACUGCUGACGCACCUUGUGAAUCUUGGGGAGUUUUUUGGAGAGAAAACCCGUUUGCUAUAGAAAUGGGACGGAACAAGGGAAACAGCCAUUCAUCAGCCAAUUACAGCUCCAUCAGGACUGGAAUUGGUUAUUCAUCCUGUUAACGAUUACUCAGAUCAGUCUUUUAAAGACUUACUUCAGCUUUUAUAAAACCUUCAGUAUACCAUGAAGCACAAUGUGUGCUUUCACCAGCAAAACAAGUGGAUAUAGUUAGAUACAAGUUGUUUUUUGGAUAGUCUUUCAUUAGACUUUGGCCUUUGUUAAUUAUCAUACCAUGCAAACCAAAGAAGGCCGUGUGUACGCUACAAACAGGACUGGAGACGUAGCAUCGUGUCCGCAUGCUAAAUGACGAGGUUUCUGUUGAUUUAAGCCGGUGGCGGUUUAGUUUCUGCAAAUACCACCUUGCAUUAAGUUCCACAAUGAUUCUGUUCAAACUGAUAUUAGUGCAUCGUGUGGAUUGAGGACUCUAUACUGUUCAUGUUCCAUUGUGAUUUUGUGACACUAGAAUGAUGCGAUAGAUGUUCAUUGAUGUUUUGAAAUAAAUUAUCUCGCAAUCUACUUCCAUUUUGUCCUAAUUUCCAGGUAAAACAUGUUUUUCAAUCCGGCAUAAAAUAUAUAUUUUAAAGUUUAUAUUGAAUUCCACCCCUUUCAU
Messenger RNA from Pungitius pungitius (ninespine stickleback), 1909 nucleotides. RefSeq names its product alkB homolog 3, alpha-ketoglutarate dependent dioxygenase (gene alkbh3). The coding region runs from base 166 to 1062 and encodes 298 amino acids. The record is from RefSeq and is a predicted model, not a curated record. The transcript has 10 exons. Gene Ontology annotation, cellular component: nucleus. Gene Ontology annotation, biological process: DNA alkylation repair; DNA repair. Gene Ontology annotation, molecular function: dioxygenase activity. NCBI's taxonomy places the organism in Eukaryota, Metazoa, Chordata, Actinopteri, Perciformes, Gasterosteidae.